AUGCUGCAGACGCACCUCGCGGGCCAGCAGAGCAGCGGCGUGAUCAACAACGUGGCGCUGUUCGACAAGGACACCAAGGCCGCCGUCGCGACCACGCUGCCGUCCUUCGCCACCGCGUUCAAGGCCGAGCAGCUCGAGAAGCUCCUCGAUAUCUUCACAAGUCUCUCUUCGCCCGCUGCGCCGAAGCUCGACGCCAGCGAGAUCGAGCUGGCCAGCUCGACGUACACGCUCAGCGGCCCGCGUGGCGCCCAGCACCCGCUCGAGAUGGCCACGCUGCACUCGGAGACGAACGUGCUGUUCAUUACGUUGUCGGCCACGCUCAUGGUCGUGUUCGAGGCCGCGCCCGGCGCCGACACGCAGGAGAAGACGCCGGCCAAGGAGGCCCUCUACUCCGCCGUGCGCAGCUUCACGAUGGCCAUCACGGAGAAGGGCGUCUGA
Molecule: messenger RNA, 438 nt
Organism: Tilletiopsis washingtonensis
Lineage: Eukaryota; Fungi; Basidiomycota; Exobasidiomycetes; Entylomatales
Exons: 3
Coding region: 1-438 (145 amino acids)
Source: RefSeq, a predicted model, not a curated record